CUGUUGCCGAGUCAAAGAAAACCAAACCCGUCCAUCGUCAACAGAUCUGACGUCACAAGAGCUUACCCGCCUUCGCCACGCACCACCGGCGGGACGUUUGCAUCCUUAGAGCAUCUGAACCGUCGCCAACAUCACAUUCCAUUCAAGAUUUACUCCAUGUCCGACUCCUUCCUCCUUCUGUCGGUGUCGCCCGCCGCUUUGAGGAUCCAACAUGUAACCGCCUUGAGAUCAAAUUUGUGGUUUGCUAAUUUAGGAUUUAUUAGAUCUGAAGAAAGUAAAGGAAAAGGAAGAAGAAACGAGAGAAAGGAAAGAGGAGCAGCUUUACUGAAAAUGAGAUAA
This is a messenger RNA of Striga asiatica, 339 nucleotides long. The record is from the annotation of a GenBank genome assembly. Lineage: Eukaryota; Viridiplantae; Streptophyta; Magnoliopsida; Lamiales; Orobanchaceae.